GUGAGCAAGCUGACCUGUUGGGAAUGUUGCGAGGAUCCUUGAAGACUUGAACCAGGUCCGGCAUUAACAUUCACGCCAAAAAGGAAACUAGUACAGUAGAAGGUUGGAUAUUUUAUUCUACAAACACUUAUUCUCUGCAGCAAGAGCUUCCCUGGCUAGGGCAAGAGCUGCCAUGCCAUUUAGUUGUCUGACACUCGGGGAAAAGAAGGAUUACAAUGACCCCUCAGAAAUCAACGAAAAAUAUGACCUGGGGCAAGUUGUUAAAUCGGAGGAGUUCUGCGAGAUAUUCCGGGCGAAGGACAGGAACACGUUGAAAAUGUACACCUGCAAAAAGUUCAACAAAAAGGACGGCAGGAAUGUGAGGAAAGCUGCCAAGAAUGAAAUAAUGAUCUUGAAAAUGAUAAAACAUCAUAACAUCUUGCAGCUGGUUGAUGCUUAUGAAACGAAGAAAGAUUACUUCAUUUUUCUGGAGCUAGCCAUGGGCAGAGAGGUUUUUGACUGGAUCUUAGAUCAGGGCUACUACUCGGAGAGAGACACCAGCAACGUAAUGAGACAGGUGCUGGAGGCUGUGGCCUACCUACACUCCUUGAAAAUUGUCCACAGAAAUCUAAAGCUGGAAAACCUUGUGUACUUUAAUCGCUUGAAACACUCUAAAAUUGUUAUCAGUGACUUCCAGCUGGCUAAACUGGAAAACAGACACAUUAAGGAUCCGUGUGGGACUCCAGAGUACCUUGCUCCAGAGGUUGUUGGUCGGCAGCGAUAUGGAAGACCUGUAGACUGCUGGGCAAUAGGAGUCAUCAUGUACAUACUUUUGUCCGGGAACCCUCCUUUCUACGAUGAUACCGACGAGGAUGACCCUGAUAGUCGCGACAAGAACCUUUUCCUAAAGAUCUUGUCGGGGGACUAUGAAUUUGACUCACCAUAUUGGGAUGACAUUUCAGAUUCUGCCAAGACCCUGGUGGCAUCUUUGAUGGAGGUAGACCAAGACCAGCGAUUGACUGCACAGGAGGCGAUUGCUCAUGAAUGGAUUUCAGGGAAUGCUGCCUCGAAUAAGAACAUCAAAGAUGGAGUUUGUGCACAAAUAGAAAAGAACUUUGCUAAAGCCAAGUGGAAGAAAGCUGUCAGAGUGACUACACUCAUGAAGAGGCUUCGUGCAUCCGAGCCUGGGGAUUCUGGAGCUUUCGAUCCCGCUGCCAGUGCUGCCGGUGGUGCCCCUGCCGGUGCCGCUACAGGUCCAACAGGCAGUAGCGGUGGCCUUGCUGCCAGCUUAAAGCCCGCUCUUAGUGCUAAUGCUCCUGACACACAGAAUGAUGCCACACCUUUGCCCACUCAGCCAAGUGCAGACGGACAGGAAGAGAAGGCGGACAAACGGUGCAAUGGCGAUGCUCUUUAGGAAAGGAAAGAAUUAAACACAAGAUUCAACUAACAAGCACAUGAGCAGCACAGCUAAUAUGGUUUGCAUAAUCAUGUGGUGUUUAUGUUCUCUAAAUAUGUCAUGCAUUUCAUGAUUUCUACCUUCUGUACUGACUAGUUGUUAAUGUUCUCUACCCUCUUGUUAUUUUGUGUGCAAGUCCCUUUAACACUAGUCAUAAGGCGCUCCAAUUUUGCUCUAUUUUUUCCAUGAAAAGCUGUACAAAAGGCAUAGUGUAAUUAAUUGACGUCCAUUCCUCUUUCAUCAUCGACUGACUGUAUGUACUGUAUAUGUAGUGUGGAUAAUAUUCAUUUGUUUCAACCAAUGACUAGUAGUAAGCUUCAGCGCUUCCAUUCUUGAGUUGAUGACUUAAAUGUGUAUUUACUUGCACACAGACUACUUUCCAAAGUGAAUAUUUGAAUUACACGCUCAGUAUAAGUAAACCAAGUCUUUGGUGAGCAGAAACCGCCACAAAAUAUCCAGAAAAUCCUUUUUUCGAAGAGGCGAGGCCCCACCAAUGUAAAGAUAUCCAUCCAUUCAUUUUCUACCGCUUGUCCCUUUUGGGGUCGCGGGGGAUGCUGAAGCCUAUCCCUGCUGCAUUUGGGUGGAGGCGGUUUACACCCUGGACAAGUCACCUCCUAAUUAAAUAGAUUAAAUCAUAUGUUUAAAAUAACUGGUAUCAACCAUUUACACGUGUGUCUGGCUGUAUCACAAAUGUUUGUAAAUUAUUAACAUAUUUCACAGCGAUCACAUAAAUCACAUUCAAGUUGAUUGGCAGCAAGAAAGCUUUUUUUUAUUUUUAGUUAAAGUGCCUUAAUAUUUUUUGCAGUACUAAAUGUUUCAGAAGAAACAGCACCAUUAUGAAAAUGACUUAUUUAUUUCUUUGAAAUGUUAUAGCCUCUUCACUUUGCUCUUGUUUUUAGAGUCUUUAUUAUUGCAUUUUCCCCAUGAUGCUUAAUUUUAGAUGAAAUUAGGAUUUAAUACACCCAAUGUGGAGUAUUGUUUUAGACGUUUUUCUUCUGUUGUGCUAUCAAAUGUUGUUAUUAAUCAUUCCUUAUUCUGUAUCACAAUGUACUGUAGAUCUGCAUUGUAUAGAUGUGGUUUGUUUAUGAUUCUAUGUGUAGUGCAACAAUUAGCUGAGCUAACAAGUUGCUA
Molecule: messenger RNA, 2566 nt
Organism: Nerophis ophidion (straightnose pipefish)
Lineage: Eukaryota; Metazoa; Chordata; Actinopteri; Syngnathiformes; Syngnathidae
Product: caM kinase-like vesicle-associated protein
Exons: 11
Coding region: 173-1393 (406 amino acids)
Biological process (GO): peptidyl-serine phosphorylation
Cellular component (GO): intracellular anatomical structure
Molecular function (GO): calmodulin binding; ATP binding; calcium/calmodulin-dependent protein kinase activity
Source: RefSeq, a predicted model, not a curated record